CCCCGCGUCCACGCUACGCCCCCGUGCCGGCUUCUGCGGUCGCCAUGACGGCGGCCGUGUUCUUCGGCUGCGCCUUCGUUGCCUUCGGGCCUGCGCUCGCCCUCUACAUCUUCACCAUCGCCACCGAGCCGUUGCGCAUCAUCUUCCUCAUCAUCGGAGCUUUCUUCUGGCUGGUGUCUCUGCUGCUUUCUUCCUUAAUUUGGUUCAUGGCAGCAACCCUUACUGAUAACAAAGAUGAACCAAGACAGAGAGAUCUGCUGAUCUUUGGAGUGUUAAUCUCAGUCCUUAUCCAAGAAGUGUUCCGGUUUGCAUAUUAUAAACUUUUAAAAAAAUCCAGUGAGGGUUUGAAGAGUAUAAACCCAGGUGAGAAAGCACCCUCUAUGCGAUUGCUGGCUUAUGUUUCUGGAUUGGGCUUUGGAAUCAUGAGUGGAGUAUUCUCCUUUGUAAAUACCCUGUCUGACUCCUUGGGACCGGGCACAGUGGGCAUUCAUGGAGACCCUCCCCAGUUCUUCCUGAAUUCAGCUUUCAUGACGCUGGUGAUCAUAUUGCUGCACAUGUUCUGGGGCAUUGUGUUUUUUGAUGGCUGUGAGAAGAAAAAGUGGUACACCCUGCUUGUAGUUCUUCUGACCCAUCUCCUGGUGUCAGCCCUGACCUUCAUAAGUCCUUAUUCUGGAUUAAAUCUGGUGUUGGCAUACAUCAUCCUGGUGCUCACGGGCAUCUGGGCCUUCUUUGUUUCUGGAGGCAGCUGCCGAAGCCUGAAACUCUGCCUGCUUUGCCAAGACAAGGACUCCCUCCUCUUCAACCAGCGCUCCAGAUAACCUCCAAGGACCAGCGCUUCUCAAACAUUCCCAGAAGAUGGAGUACCAAGGAGAGGCCUCCCUACAAAAGCAGCAGGCGCCAUUUGCCAGUGUCACCAUUCCCUGCUAUAAGCAAGUCUCACCCUCAUCAUAACCAAGGAGCCCUUUCUAAGCCAACUGUCCCAAAAGGUGGGGGCAGCAUGACCAUCUGCCCUGAAGCUAACCACGGGCAUCCUUACGAGAUCUGCAUGGGUCUCCUAUUCACCCAGAACUCAUACAGCUGAUCUAGUCACAAGUUAAUGAUUACAAACUCAUUUAAAAAGUUAAGAUGAGCUAAAUGAGCCAUUUUAUUUAGAGUCAUGCCAGUUCUUUUUUUUUUAUAUACUGCAAUUUUAUUUCAGUCGCACAAAUGAAGUUAGCAUGUAGGAAAUUUAAAUGAAACAGUACGGUAAAAAUAGCAGAGAACCAAAAACUCUAAUAAGGAAGUCCACCUAAAGCAUGAGAAUUCAACAUUCAUUAGUGUUUCAUCUUCAGUUUUGAUUGACACUUGAUGCUUGCAAAUUUUGAAACAAACUUUGAGAUCAUGAUGACUAUUCUGAAGAGAUUUCAGCACCAGCACUAAGGUUUGUACAUUCAGUUGGUUUGCAAUUGACUUGUUAGCCAUUUACACAGUGUAUAGUACAGAUUUGUCACAGGUCAGGUCACAGUGUUGAAGGAAAGAAGUACCUUCCUGUAAUUAGAAAGGAUCCCUUAAACUGCACUCAGCUUAAGACAUGCAACGUACAAAAGCACAAAAACCAUCAUAAUAUUGCGGCUCCAAGGAACAUAGUUUUGAUAAGGAAAGUAACCUAAGCUUCUGCUUCCCGUUUUAAUUACUGAAAUCUCUAACAAUGACAAAACUGUCACAUAGGACAGUUACGUCAGUCCUGAGUCAACCUUUAUGGACAUGAGGAGGUGGCAGCUCGUAUUUGUUCCUUCCUGGUUGGCAAAAAUUAAAUGUUUGCCAGGUCACUGGAAAGCUUGUUCCUUAAAGGAAUACUUUUGUGAGUUAAAAAAAAAAAGAAAAAGAGCCCGUCUAUGGGAAUUCCCUGGCGGUCCAGUGGUUAGGCCUUGGUGCUCUCACUGCCGUGGCCCAGUUCAAUCCCUGGUCAGGGAACUAAGAUCCCACAAGCCAUGUGUCUCAGCCAAAAAAAAAAAAAGCACCUAAUUUAUUUUGUUUACAAAUACUUGUCAUACUGGUCCAACACCACUAAAAAGUGUAAGUGAACUGUGGCUUGACUGAAAAUUGAAAGAAGUUACAGUUCAAAAUCUAA
Lagenorhynchus albirostris (white-beaked dolphin) is the source of this 2110-nucleotide messenger RNA. It is a transcript of the gene APH1B, whose product is annotated as aph-1 homolog B, gamma-secretase subunit. NCBI's taxonomy places the organism in Eukaryota, Metazoa, Chordata, Mammalia, Artiodactyla, Delphinidae. Bases 45 to 818 code for a protein of 257 amino acids. The transcript has 7 exons. The record is from RefSeq and is a predicted model, not a curated record. Gene Ontology annotation, molecular function: protein-macromolecule adaptor activity. Gene Ontology annotation, cellular component: gamma-secretase complex; membrane; endoplasmic reticulum. Gene Ontology annotation, biological process: protein processing; Notch signaling pathway; positive regulation of catalytic activity.